AUGCUCGGUGCUGCAAUGCAACGGUUUGUCAAGAAGACCUGCGCGGCUUAUGACACAAGGGAACUCCCUCACGAGAUGGCUGCGCGAGGAAGACGCAAGGCUGCAAUGAUCAAGAAGGGUCUUGACUCAGGAAAGAACAUUAGUGUGACAACAUUUGCUUUGGAAAAACUGCGCAAAAUCUUGAACUUGGUAACCUACAAAUACCAUGCCCUUAGUGACUACAUUGGCAUGAUCCUCCGCUUUGAAACAACAGACUCGUACAGCACGCAAGUGGGUGAGCUCGCACACAAGGUAGUCAAAUGUCGCUACGACUGUACAAACAAGAACAACUUUGUUCCACAGCUGGCAAGGCAUGACGCUCGUGAAUGCCUCCUUCACAAAGUCGCAAAGCAGUCAGAUGAACAUCGUAGGCGCGAGCUAGUACGCACGCGCAGGCAGAAGUGUAAGUGGCCUGAACGGCUGCCUUUGUCUGACCCCACCGCCCAUUACCACAUUGCCAUAUCAAUAAGGAAGCACCUGAACGUGCGGUCUUGGAUUCACGACCACCCUGGAGACCCCGUGCUCAAGGAGUUCCUACCUCGCCUCAAGGAUCACCUCCUGGCACAUAUGCUAGGGCUCGCUUACAAUGGCGAUAAAUAUGUAACGGUCCUCUCGCAAGAGGAUGGCACCCCUGACAACCCAAUGCAUCCGUACUGGUACGCGCGUGUUGUUGGCAUCUUCCAUUGCAUGGUGCAUCACCACGGUCAUUCCUCUGAGCCCAAGCAAUUGGAUUUCUUGUGGGUUCGCUGGUUUGGCCUCGACACUGAUGCGCCAGGUGGGUGGGAUCUCAAGUGGCUGCACAGUGUUGCCUUUAUCCCCGAAGACAAUCCUGCCGCGUUCGGCUUCUUAGACCCCAAGCAAAUCAUCCGCGGCAUACACCUCAUCCCUGCAUUCGCACGUGGACACACCUCCGAGCAACUUGGGCCAUCCAUCUCUCGACAGCCAGCAGAGAACGAUGAAGAUUGGGAAGGGUAUUAUAUUAACAUGUUUGUGGACCACGACAUGUUCAUGCGCUUCGGCGGCGGUGGCAUCGGUCACAAGGGCACAUGGCAUCCCAAUACCAGCCUUCUCCAAGAUGGGCAAGCUGCACAAGUGCCGGAAGAGCCCUUUGACGAGGGAGUCGACGAGCAAGGCGGUACUGAGGAUGACGAUUCGGAAGAGGAAUCUGAAGAAGAGAAGGGAGAAGAAGGCCCUUUAACAGAGGAGGAGGAGGAGGAGGACUCUGACAAUGAUCCCGACCCGUUGCCUAAAGGGGACGGAAGGGAGCGGGACAAGCAAGUGCUUGCAGAGGAGGGUUACGGCAAGUUUUGA
Messenger RNA from Heterobasidion irregulare TC 32-1, 1350 nucleotides. RefSeq lists its product as uncharacterized. NCBI's taxonomy places the organism in Eukaryota, Fungi, Basidiomycota, Agaricomycetes, Russulales, Bondarzewiaceae. The transcript is spliced from 5 exons. The coding region runs from base 1 to 1350 and encodes 449 amino acids. The record is from RefSeq and is a predicted model, not a curated record.